AUGCCGGAGGCAUCCUCAGUUGAGGUGCUCCAACUUGUCUUGGCAUCUGCCGAGGAGAUAAUAAAUCUCUCGGAGAUGACGUGGGAUCUGUUCCUGUCCGAACUAAAGGAGGGAAAGAUCCACGAGAUAGUCGCACCAGUUCCAAAAGAGAACGUGGUGGACUGUUGCUCAUCGUCCACGAUGGACGAGAGCGUCUUGGAGACCGACAAAUAG
Messenger RNA from Peronospora matthiolae, 213 nucleotides. Lineage: Eukaryota; Oomycota; Peronosporomycetes; Peronosporales; Peronosporaceae. The record is from the annotation of a GenBank genome assembly.